Molecule: messenger RNA, 1559 nt
Organism: Thrips palmi
Lineage: Eukaryota; Metazoa; Arthropoda; Insecta; Thysanoptera; Thripidae
Product: G kinase-anchoring protein 1-like
Exons: 8
Coding region: 269-1234 (321 amino acids)
Biological process (GO): signal transduction
Cellular component (GO): Golgi apparatus
Source: RefSeq, a predicted model, not a curated record
CUGUGACCUGGCGAUCGGCUGCAGCCUUCGCAUCCGACAAACCAUUCAGCCGGCCUGAAGGCGUGGAGGAGUUUGGCCGUGCGGCUCAGUCGUUGCCUAAAAUAGCGGCCAGGCCAACCGGACCCUUUGUUGUUCUGUGGUGCAGGUCUGUAACUGGGCGAGAACUGUGUGCACCUCCUGUCUCAGUUCCUCCAACAUCGUCGCGUGAGGUUACGCACGGCACAUCAGUCCGAAUUUGGCCUGCGGUUGUUUCCCUCUUACUGCUAAGAUGUUGGGCGUUGCGUCGCGGUUUUCAGUGCUCAAGAUUGAGGGCGAAGAUCAACCCAAAACCCCUGUCAAGAAGAGGGUUGAAAAAUCUAAAACCGAUGGCAAGAAACCCAACCCCAGCCAGAACAAAGCUGCUGGUGGUCCAGCCAAGAACAACAAAAAGCCAGGAGCUGCUCAAAAUGGACAGAGUACCAACUCAAAGGGUAAGGGUAAAACAUCCAAAGUCAAAGCAGCGACUGCAGAGCAGUGGGAGGAAUGGAAACAGAAAGACGCAAAGUAUGUAGAUGAAAACUAUGAAGGGGAACUGCAAGAGGCAAUUCUUCAGUCCAAAUUAGAAUUUGAACAGAAUAAAGACUUUUAUGAACGAACCAAGAAGGAACUGGAAGCAGAGAAAAAGUUAGCAUCUGUUGCCGGUAAAAAGAAAAAAUCAAAAGCCAUGUCUCUUGACGAAUUUAAUAAUAUGCAGGAAAAUUCUGAAAAUGGAAUUGAACAAGAACCUUGUGAAAAUGGCGCUGCAGCUGUUGAUGAUCCAGAAUUUUUCAAUAAGAUUAAAGAAGAGGCUAAAGAAGUAAUUAAAAGGGAACAAAUGAAAAGAAAAAUCAAAGAAAGAGAGCCUUUCCUAGAUGAAGCAAUUUCCAUUGCUCAAUAUCAAGUUAAGUUAGAAGAAAGAGAUGCUGAAAUUGCAUCCUUAAAGGAGGAAUUGGCUCAAGUCAAGGAAGAUCUUCUUAAAGUGAAAUCCCGCAACAAGAAAUUAUGUUCAAUCAUAGGUCAAUCUGAAGUCAAAGACAAAGCUGAGAUACUGGUCCAGCUGGAUAAACUUCAGGUUGUUAAAGAUGAACUCACUGCUGAAGUGGCAAAUCUUCAUGUCCAACUUGAGCAGGAGCGUUCUAAAGUUCAUGCUUUAAGUGCAACUGAUGGCAAGGGAAAGGGGAACAAGAAAAGGACUGCCAGUGAGACUCACAAUUAGUGAGAUUUCACAUCAAGACUGUGGACACAAGGUCCAUGUAACAAGACUAUUCUCUUGUACACAUGAGAGUACCAAAUUGUUUAUCUUCUCAUGAUGUACUUACAGUAUUAAUUGUUUUCUAUUCAAUGUGAGUGGGUGGGUCCAUUCCAUUUCAUUGCCAGCCCACAAGUCCUUGCAGUGUUAUAGUCUCAUUAUUUUCUUGUAGCUAACUACCUCAUUGACAUAAAAUUAUGUGAGUGAGUAAUGAAUCCCAUUUGUUGUUGCAUGUUUGAGAUUGUAAUAUAGGGUCAGUACCUGAAAUAUACCUUGGUGUAUGGGCAAAGUU